UAUAUAUAUCUAUGACUGCCCUGCCCUACUGCGGUCCGUUUUUAAGUCUCUGAUUGGCUGCAUUCAUUACGGAAGUAAAUAGUCUUCUGCAAUAGUCGGAAAUGCUUUGAUGUUUUAAAGUAACGUGGAGUUUAAACAAUAUAAAUAGACACUGAAGAGUCACAUAACAACUUCAGAUAUGAGAAGAGUCACGCUGUUUGUAAAUGGAACCUCACACAAUGGGAAGGUGGUAGCCGUUUAUGGAUCUCUAGCUGAUCUACUGUCAGUUGCAAGCACAAAAUUUGGAAUAAAAGCUGCAAACAUUUACAAUGGGAAAGGAGGACUUAUUGAUGAUAUAGCUCUCAUCAGAGAUGAUGAUGUCUUGUAUAUAUCGGAGGGAGACUCUUUUGUUGAUCCACCAAAUAACCCAGACAGUCCACAUGAGUUUCAUUCCUGGGCGCACACAGAUUGGAUCACCCUCAAUGUGGGAGGCCGGCGGUUCACAACCACACGGAGCACUUUGGUCAAAGAACCGGAGAGCAUGUUGGCUCACAUGUUCAGAGACAAGGAUGUUUGGGGAAACAAACAGGACGAGCAAGGGGCGUAUCUCAUCGAUCGGAGUCCAGACUACUUUGAGCCCAUAUUGAAUUACCUGAGGCACGGACAGCUGAUUAUCAAUGACGGCAUCAAUCUGCUGGGUGUGCUUGAAGAAGCUCGUUUCUUUGGAAUCGAACGUCUUGCUGAGCAGCUUGAAGGAGUUAUUAAGAAUUCCCAGCCUCCUGACGAUCACUCGCCCAUCUCCCGCAAAGAGUUUGUGCGAUUUCUGCUUGCCACUCCAACGAAAUCAGAGCUUCGAUGUCAGGGUCUGAAUUUCAGUGGGGCGGAUCUCUCUCGUCUUGACCUACGUUACAUCAACUUCAAGAUGGCCAACCUCAGCCGCUGUAACCUCACACACGCCAACCUCUGUGGUACCAACCUGGAGAGGGCAGACCUCUCCAACGCCAAUCUAGACGGUGCCAAUUUACAGGGCGUGAAAAUGCUUUGCACCAAUGCAGAAGGGGCGUCUCUUAAAGGCUGUAAUUUUGAAGAUCCCGCAGGACUCAAAGCAAAUCUAGAGGGUGCCAAUCUAAAGGGGGUGGAUAUGGAGGGCAGUCAAAUGACGGGUAUAAACCUCCGCGUGGCCACGCUGAAGAACGCCAAACUCAAGAACUGUAACUUGCGGGGCGCCACUUUGGCAGGAACCGACCUGGAGAACUGUGACCUGUCCGGCUGUGACCUUCAGGAGGCGAACCUGCGGGGCUCCAACGUGAAGGGGGCCAUUUUUGAGGAGAUGCUGACGCCACUGCACAUGUCCCAGAGUGUCAGAUAGCCAGCCGCUGAUGUCCUCCUUCAGUAAGACUGCAGCCUCUUCACGGAGCAGCUUUAAUUAAAAACCUACCUGCAAACCUAAUGACUGUCAUGUGACCUUAAGCCUGUUGAUAUUAUUUGGUCAUGUGUUGCCUCAAGAACAUUUAUUUUGCAUUAUUGUUGAUGGUGUUUACUGUAUUUCUCAAUGCAAGAUUUUUUUUUCAUGUUGUGACUUUAUGCAUUACAUUUGUCCAAAGCUUCUACAUGUGUCACUGCUGGUCUGUGAACUGAACAACGGGAAUUUGUGUUACUGCAUUUGAUUCAGAUUUAGGAAUGUGGCUUUUCUGUGAAUGUGCAAUUUUAUACCUUUUCAUACUUGCUGGUUUUACACUGUUUUGCUCGUUUCACUGUUUACAUGGCUUUUUCUGGACUGUGUCUGCAUGCAAAAAACGUAAACAUCAGCCAGAAACCUGCUAGAUUGAUGUCACCAGCCCUGUCAUGAUCCAAUAAAGUCAAACACUGGAGAUUCAAA
Molecule: messenger RNA, 1858 nt
Organism: Megalobrama amblycephala (Wuchang bream)
Lineage: Eukaryota; Metazoa; Chordata; Actinopteri; Cypriniformes; Xenocyprididae
Gene: kctd9b
Product: potassium channel tetramerization domain containing 9b
Exons: 12
Coding region: 179-1348 (389 amino acids)
Biological process (GO): protein homooligomerization
Molecular function (GO): protein binding
Source: RefSeq, a predicted model, not a curated record